Messenger RNA from Lathyrus oleraceus (garden pea), 1376 nucleotides. RefSeq names its product WAT1-related protein At3g28100. Gene Ontology annotation, cellular component: membrane. Bases 158 to 1216 code for a protein of 352 amino acids. The record is from RefSeq and is a predicted model, not a curated record. Gene Ontology annotation, molecular function: transmembrane transporter activity. The transcript is spliced from 7 exons. NCBI's taxonomy places the organism in Eukaryota, Viridiplantae, Streptophyta, Magnoliopsida, Fabales, Fabaceae.
UACUUUUUAGUAGCAAACAAGAUUAAAUAUGUUUUAUGAAAGUAAACUAAUUCUGCACUAUCAGCAUAAAAUAGUAUAAUUACAACUUUACAAGUCAAUAUGUCGUUUGAGAGAGAGAAACUAAAAGGCAUAGAGAAGGAGAGAGAAAGACAGAGAGAUGCUUCAAUGGCUAAACUUGAAUGGCACAAACAAAUUUCUACCAUUUGUGGGAAUGAUCAUAGCUGUUUUAGCACAAAGUGGAAGCUUGGUUGUGAUCAAAGUUGCAACAAAAAAUGGAAUUAACAAAUAUGUAAUGGUUGUUUAUUCCAUGGCACUUUCCACCAUCUUGCUUCUUCCCUUAGCUUUCUUUAACAACAGGUCACAGUGUCCUCCUCUCAGCUUCUCUAUACUUUGCAGCUUCUUUUUCCUUGCUCUAUUAGGAACUUCAGGACAAAUAAUGUCUUAUGGAGGCAUAGAACUAAGUUCACCUACUCUUGCAUCAGCAAUGCUUAAUCUCAUCCCAGCUUUCACUUUUGUGCUUGCUCUCAUUUUCAGAGUGGAAAAAAUAUAUUGGAGACAUUAUAGAAGCCAAGCUAAAGUGAUAGGAACUAUAGUAUCAAUGGGAGGAGCAUUUGUUGUCAUAUUGUACAAGGGUCCACCAAUCUUCAAGAUACAUUCAUCAAGUUCUUACAACACACUUCAAUUUUCACCAAAUUUGAACUGGAUUUUGGGAGGGUUGUUAAGUGCUGGAGAUUCUUUACUUUCAUCCAUAUGGUAUAUAUAUCAGGUUUCGGUAACAAAGAGAUACCCUGCUGUAAUAGUGAUAGUCUUCUUUCAAGUAUUUUUCAUCACAAUUCAGUCUGGAGUAUUUGCUUUAAUUGUGGUUAGAGAUCCAAGUGCAUGGGAACUAAAGUUUGAUAUGGGAUUGAUUGUCAUUUUAUAUCAGGCAAUAGCUGCAAUAGGAGUUCGAUACUGUUUACAAACAUGGUGCGUACAAAGGGCUGGUCCUCUUUUUUGUGCUAUGUUCAAACCAAUAGGAAUCAUCUUCACCGUUUUAUUGGGUUUUAUAUUUCUUGGAGAUGACUUUUAUCUUGGAAGUUUGAUUGGUGCAGUUAUAAUAGUGGUAGGAUUUUAUAGUGUGCAAUGGGGGAAAGCUUCAGAAGAGAAUACUGAACGAGUGAUUGAAAACUUGGAAAGGUCAUGCAACAUUGUUCCAUUAUUACAAAAUAAAGAAUAACUAAGUUAUAUAAAUAAUGUUCAAACACCCUUUCUAUAAGACAUAAUUAAAUAUAUUUCUCCAUAUUAAUUAAAAUUUAUUAGUACAAGGAUCUAAAAUACAUAUAAUUUAUCUGGAAAUCCUAACUCAACUUGCAUAAGUCGAUAUUGUUUGGUUGGAC